UCUGUCACCUGACUGAAAAGAGAGAUCUUUCAUUCGGGUCCGGCUUUGAAGCUGCUUUACUGCUUGUCUUCUCUGGUACGGUGCUGGUUAGUGAGGAAAUGUCAGAUUCGGGAGGUGGAGGUGGAGAGGAUGGUUCAACUGCUAUGGAGGUGUCCGCUGCGGUGCAGAACGUGGCGGAUGCCUCAGUAUUGCAGAAGCACGUCCGCAAGCUGGUGCCGCUACUGCUGGAAGAUGGCGGCGAGGUUCCAGCAGCUCUGGAAACUGCCUUGGAAGAAAAGAGCAUAGUUGAACAAAUGAGAAAAUUUCUUGCUGAUCCACAGGUUCACACAAUCUUAGUUGAGAGGUGUACUCUGAAAGAGGAUGUUGGUGACGAAGGGGAGGAAGAAAGAGAAUGCAUUUCUUACAACAUCAGUAUUGACAUCCACUAUGGGCUCAAAUCAAACAGCCUGGCCUUCAUCAAGAGAACAGGAGUCAUUGAUGCUGACAAGCCUAUUUCAUCCCAGUUGCGGGUCCUGACACUUAGUGAAGAUUCUCCCUACGAGACCCUGCAUUCUUUCAUUAGCAAUGCUGUGGCUCCUUUCUUCAAGUCAUACAUCAGGGAGUCUGGCAAAGCUGACAGAGAUGGUGAUAAGAUGGCACCCUCAGUGGAGAAAAAGAUUGCAGAACUGGAGAUGGGCCUUUUACAUCUUCAGCAGAACAUUGAGAUUCCAGAGAUAAGCUUGCUAAUUCAUCCCAUUAUCACAAAUGUUGCCAAGCAGUGCUAUGAGCGUGGAGAGAAGCCAAAGGUAACUGACUUUGGAGACAAAGUCGAAGAUCCCACCUUCCUGAACCAGCUACAGUCUGGAGUGAACCGCUGGAUCCGAGAGAUACAGAAGGUAACCAAACUUGACAGAGAUCCUGCAUCUGGAACAGCUCUGCAGGAGAUUAGUUUCUGGCUUAAUCUGGAGCGUGCACUAAAUCGCAUUCAAGAAAAAAGGGAAAGUCCAGAAGUGCUUUUGACUCUUGACAUCCUGAAGCAUGGAAAACGGUUCCAUGCUACAGUCAGCUUUGAUACAGAUACCGGUCUGAAACAAGCUGUCGAAACAGUCAAUGACUAUAACCCUUUAAUGAAAGACUUCCCCUUAAAUGACUUGCUGUCAGCAACUGAACUGGAUAAAAUCCGCCAGGCACUUGUUGCCAUUUUUACUCACUUGCGCAAGAUCCGGAACACCAAGUAUCCCAUCCAGCGAGCUCUGCGACUUGUAGAGGCUAUUUCCAGGGACUUGGGCUCUCAGCUGUUGAAGGUCUUGGGAACAAGAAAAUUGAUGCACGUCACUUAUGAGGAAUUUGAAAAAGUGAUGGUUGCUUGCUUUGAAGUCUUUCAAACCUGGGAUGAUGAAUAUGAGAAACUUCAAGUGCUGCUUCGUGAUAUAGUAAAGAGAAAAAGAGAGGAAAAUCUGAAAAUGGUGUGGCGCAUCAACCCCGCACAUCGCAAGCUCCAGUCCCGAUUGGAUCACAUGCGACGGUUUAGGCGUCAGCAUGAGCAGUUGCGGGCUGUUAUUGUCAGAGUGCUGCGACCUCAGGUGUCCGCUGCCUCCCAGCAGACUCAGGGAGAGACUGUAGAACCACAAGAUAUGAAGGUAGCAGAAGUCCUGUUUGAUGCUGCUGAUGCUAAUGCCAUUGAGGAAGUCAACCUAGCAUAUGAGAAUGUUAAAGAAGUUGAUGGGCUUGAUGUUUCCAAAGAGGGGAUGGAAGCCUGGGAAGCAGCCAUGAAACGUUAUGAUGAGCGCAUUGACCGGGUUGAAACUCGAAUCACUGCACGCCUGCGUGAUCAGCUUGGAACUGCCAAGAACGCCAAUGAGAUGUUCCGUAUUUUCUCCAGGUUCAAUGCCCUCUUUGUGCGACCACAUAUUCGGGGUGCAAUUCGGGAGUAUCAAACCCAGCUUAUUCAACGUGUAAAGGAUGACAUUGAAUCGCUGCAUGACAAGUUCAAAGUGCAGUAUCCUCAAAGCCAGUCAUGCAAAAUGAGUCAUGUGCGUGACCUGCCUCCUGUUUCUGGCUCCAUCAUCUGGGCUAAACAGAUUGACCGGCAACUCACUGCUUACAUGAAAAGAGUGGAGGAUGUCUUAGGCAAGGGUUGGGAAAAUCAUGUGGAAGGCUUAAGGUUAAAACAGGAUGGGGACAGCUUCCGGAUGAAGCUGAAUACUCAAGAGAUAUUCGAUGACUGGGCACGGAAAGUACAGCAGCGUAACCUGGGUGUAUCUGGACGUAUUUUCACAAUUGAAAGCACCCGCGCAAGAGGCAGAAGUGGCAAUGUGCUGAAGCUGAAGGUUAAUUUCCUCCCAGAGAUAAUCACACUUUCUAAAGAGGUGCGAAAUCUCAAGUGGCUUGGCUUCCGUGUGCCUUUGGCAAUUGUCAACAAAGCUCAUCAGGCCAAUCAGCUGUACCCUUUUGCCAUCUCUCUGAUAGAGAGUGUGCGUACUUAUGAACGGACCUGUGAAAAGGUUGAGGAACGGCACUCCAUCUCACUUCUGGUUGCCGGACUUAAGAAAGAGGUGCAGUUAUUCAUCACAGAAGGCAUCACACUAGUUUGGGAAUCCUACAAACUGGAUCCUUAUGUUCAGCGCUUGGCCGAGACUGUCUUCAACUUUCAGGAAAAGGUGGAUGACCUUCUCAUCAUUGAAGAAAAGAUUGACCUGGAGGUCCGCUCAUUGGAGACAUGUCUGUAUGAUCACAAGACUUUCACUGAAAUUCUCAACAGAAUCCAGAAAGCUGUGGAUGAUCUAAAUCUUCACUCCUACUCCAAUCUGCCCAUCUGGGUAAACAAACUUGACAUGGAGAUUGAACGCAUCCUUGGAGUUCGACUACAGGCUGGACUCAGAGCUUGGACACAGGUUCUGCUAGGACAACUGGAAGACAAAGCUGACGUGGAUAUGGACACUGAUGCUCCGCAAGUUAGUCACAAACCUGGUGGAGAACCAAAGAUUAAGAAUAUUGUUCAUGAGCUGAGGAUUACCAACCAAGUAAUAUACCUGAACCCACCCAUUGAGGACUGUCGAUACAAACUCUAUCAAGAAAUGUUUGCAUGGAAAAUGGUUGUGCUCUCCCUACCAAGAAUUCAGAGUCAGAGAUACCAGGUUGGUGUGCAUUAUGAGUUGUCUGAAGAAGAAAAGUUCUACCGAAAUGCUCUUACCAGGAUGCCUGAUGGUCCUGCUGCCUUGGAAGAGGCCUAUUCAGCUGUGAAGGACAUUGUGAAUGAAGUAGAGCUAUAUGUGAAGGUUUGGCUCCAAUACCAAUGCCUUUGGGACAUGCAGGCAGAAAACAUUUAUAACCGUCUAGGAGAAGACCUGAAUAAAUGGCAAGCACUACUGGUCCAGAUAAGGAAAGCCAGAGGAACCUUUGAUAAUGCUGAAACGAAAAAGGAGUUUGGGCCUGUUGUUAUUGAUUAUGGCAAGGUCCAGUCAAAAGUAAACCUAAAAUACGAUUCUUGGCACAAAGAGGUUCUCAGCAAAUUUGGCCAGAUGCUUGGCCAAAAUAUGCAAGACUUCCAUUCACAGAUUUCUAAGUCACGUCAGGAGCUUGAACAGCAUUCUGUGGAUACAGCAAGCACAUCUGAUGCUGUUACUUUCAUCACUUAUGUCCAGUCAUUGAAACGCAAGAUCAAGCAAUUUGAGAAGCAAGUUGAUCUUUAUCGUAAUGGACAACGGCUGUUGGAAAAACAGAGAUUCCAAUUCCCACCCUCUUGGCUUUACAUUGAUAACAUUGAGGGAGAAUGGGGUGCUUUUAGUGACAUCAUGCGCCGAAAAGACACUGCAAUCCAGCAGCAGGUGGCUAACUUGCAAAUGAAGAUCGUCCAGGAGGACAGGGCUGUAGAGAGUCGUACAAGCGAUCUUCUGACCGACUGGGAGAAGACCAAGCCUGUGGCUGGGAGUCUUCGACCUGAAGAUGCCUUGCAGGCACUUACCAUCUAUGAGGGAAAAUUCAGCAGACUGAAAGAUGACAGAGAAAAAUGUGCCAAAGCAAAAGAAGCUUUGGAGCUGACAGAUACUGGUCUCUUGAGUGGCAGUGAGGAACGUGUGCAGGUUGCAUUAGAAGAGCUUCAGGAUCUAAAAGGAGUUUGGUCUGAGCUGUCAAAGGUGUGGGAGCAGAUUGACCAGAUGAAGGAGCAGCCAUGGGUUUCCGUUCAGCCUCGUAAGCUGCGUCAGAAUUUGGAUGGGCUUCUGAAUCAACUGAAGAACUUUCCUGCACGACUGCGUCAAUAUGCGUCAUAUGAGUAUGUACAGCGCUUGUUGAAGGGCUACAUGAAGAUAAACAUGUUGGUAAUUGAACUAAAGUCAGAGGCUCUCAAAGAUCGUCACUGGAAGCAACUCAUGAAAAGACUUCAUGUCAAUUGGGUACUGUCUGAACUCACCCUGGGACAGAUUUGGGAUGUAGACCUGCAGAAGAAUGAAGCCAUUGUCAAAGAUGUUCUCUUGGUGGCACAAGGAGAAAUGGCAUUAGAAGAGUUUUUAAAACAGAUUCGGGAAGUGUGGAACACCUAUGAACUGGAUUUAGUCAACUAUCAGAACAAAUGCCGGCUGAUUCGUGGGUGGGACGAUCUGUUCAACAAAGUCAAGGAGCACAUCAACAGCGUCUCUGCCAUGAAGCUGUCUCCUUACUACAAGGUGUUUGAGGAGGAUGCCCUAAGCUGGGAGGACAAACUUAACCGAAUUAUGGCACUCUUUGAUGUUUGGAUUGAUGUGCAACGGCGUUGGGUUUAUCUGGAGGGCAUUUUCACUGGCAGUGCUGAUAUUAAGCACCUUCUUCCUGUGGAGACACAGAGAUUUCAGAGUAUUAGCACAGAGUUCUUGGCUCUUAUGAAGAAAGUCUCCAAGUCCCCCCUGGUGAUGGAUGUCUUGAACAUCCAGGGAGUACAGAGAUCUCUAGAGAGGCUUGCCGAUCUGCUUGGAAAGAUCCAGAAGGCCUUGGGAGAAUACCUGGAGAGGGAGCGUUCAUCAUUCCCUCGGUUUUACUUUGUUGGUGAUGAAGACCUGCUAGAAAUCAUUGGUAACAGUAAAAAUGUUGCCAAAUUGCAAAAGCACUUCAAGAAGAUGUUUGCUGGGGUGUCCAGUAUAAUAUUGAAUGAAGACAACACAGAAGUGCAGGGAAUUUCUUCACGAGAAGGAGAAGAGGUUAUGUACAAGACACCUGUCUCAAUUACAGAGCACCCAAAGAUUAACGAAUGGCUUACUCUUGUGGAGAAGGAAAUGCGAGUGACUCUUGCAAAACUCCUUGCAGAGUCCGUCACUGAAGUGGAUGUCUUUAACAAAGGCACUUCAAUUGAACUUGGAACUUACAUCGACUGGAUUGAUCGAUAUCAGGCUCAGCUUGUGGUCCUGUCUGCCCAGAUUGCUUGGUCUGAGAAUGUUGAAAAUGCUCUGAAUUCAAUUGCAAAUGCCAGCGGGGCAGAUUUUUCGCCUCUUCAGGCUGUCCAGUCCAACGUGGAAGCAACUUUGAAUGUUCUGGCAGACACAGUUUUGAUGGAGCAGCCUCCUCUGCGCCGUAAGAAACUUGAGCAUUUGAUAACAGAACUGGUGCACCAGCGAGAUGUUACCCGCACACUGAUCCGUCACAAAAUUGACAAUCCUAAAUCCUUUGAAUGGCUCAGUCAAAUGCGCUUUUACUUUGACCCGAAGCAGACCGAUGUUCUCCAGCAGUUAUCCAUUCAGAUGGCCAAUGCUAAAUUCAACUAUGGCUUUGAAUACCUAGGAGUUCAAGACAAACUUGUGCAGACACCCUUGACAGACCGCUGUUACCUGACAAUGACCCAGGCACUGGAGGCACGGUUGGGAGGGUCUCCCUUUGGGCCUGCUGGCACAGGGAAAACUGAAUCUGUCAAAGCUCUUGGUCACCAGCUUGGUCGCUUUGUUCUGGUCUUCAACUGCGACGAAACCUUUGAUUUCCAGGCUGUGGGUCGGAUCUUUGUGGGCCUGUGCCAGGUGGGAGCCUGGGGUUGCUUUGAUGAGUUCAACCGGUUGGAGGAGCGGAUGCUUUCAGCAGUCUCGCAACAGGUUCAGUACAUUCAGGUGGCACUGCGAGAACACAGCAACCAGAACAGAGAUAAAAGCACGCCUGUCACCUGUGAAUUGUUGAACAAACAAGUGAAGGUGAGCCCAGACAUGGCCAUAUUCAUCACUAUGAACCCUGGCUAUGCGGGCCGAUCCAACCUUCCCGACAACCUGAAAAAACUCUUCCGCAGCCUGGCCAUGACUAAGCCAGACCGACAGCUGAUUGCCCAAGUUAUGCUGUAUUCCCAGGGCUUCCGCACAGCAGAGAUUUUGGCUAAGAAAAUUGUUCCCUUCUUCAAGCUUUGUGAUGAGCAGCUGUCUUCUCAAAGUCACUAUGACUUUGGUCUUCGAGCCUUAAAGAGUGUUCUGGUAAGCGCUGGCAAUGUGAAGAGAGAAAGGAUUCAGAAAAUUAAGAGGGAGAAAGGUGAACGUGGAGAGGUAGUUGAUGAAGGGGAAAUUGCAGAAAACCUUCCUGAACAAGAGAUUCUUAUUCAGAGUGUGUGUGAGACCAUGGUUCCAAAAUUAGUAGCUGAGGAUAUUCCACUGCUCUUCAGUUUACUGUCAGAUGUAUUCCCAGGAGUCCAGUAUCAACGAGGGGAGAUGACUGCCCUCCGAGAAGAGCUCAAGAAAGUAUGUGCAGAGAUGUACCUUAUCUAUGGAGGAGGAGAGGAAGUUGGAGGAAUGUGGGUUGAAAAGGUCCUUCAGCUGUACCAAAUCACUCAGAUCAAUCAUGGCUUGAUGAUGGUUGGCCCAUCUGGCAGUGGGAAAUCCAUGGCCUGGCGGGUUUUGCUGAAGGCUUUGGAGCGCUUGGAAGGUGUUGAAGGUGUAGCUCACAUUAUUGAUCCAAAAGCUAUCAGUAAGGAUCACCUUUAUGGAACGCUAGAUCCCAACACAAGAGAGUGGACAGAUGGGCUCUUCACACACAUACUGCGAAAGAUCAUUGACAAUGUGAGAGGUGAACUACAGAAACGUCAGUGGAUCAUUUUUGAUGGAGAUGUGGAUCCUGAGUGGGUAGAAAACUUGAACUCCGUUCUGGAUGACAAUAAACUGCUUACUCUACCUAACGGAGAACGUCUCAGCCUGCCACCCAAUGUGCGCAUUAUGUUUGAAGUGCAAGACUUGAAAUAUGCCACACUGGCUACUGUCUCCCGCUGUGGUAUGGUGUGGUUCAGUGAGGAUGUAUUGAGCACAGACAUGAUCUUGAACAACUUCCUAGCCCGUCUCCGCAGCAUCCCCCUAGAUGAGGGAGAGGAUGAAGCUCAGCGCAUGCGUAAGGGUGCAGAAGAUGAAGGUGAAGAAGCUGCAUCACCAAUGCUUCAGAUUCAGAGAGACGUGGCAACAAUUCUACAGCCCUACUUCACCACAACAGGCCUGGUGAUCAAAGCAUUAGAAUAUGCCUCCAAGAUGGAGCACAUCAUGGAUUUCACCCGCUUACGUUGCCUGGGUUCCCUUUUUUCUAUGUGUCACCAAGCAUGCAGAAAUGUGGCUCUGUAUAAUGCCAACCACCCAGACUUCCCCAUGCAGAUCGAUCAGCUGGAACGUUAUAUUCAGAGGUAUCUGGUUUAUGCAAUAUUGUGGUCGUUCUCUGGUGACAGCCGGCUGAAAAUGAGAGCAGAGCUUGGAGAAUAUAUCAGAAGAGUGACCACUGUCCCUCUUCCUUCUGCACCAAACAUUCCCAUUAUUGAUUACGAGGUUUCCAUCACUGGUGAGUGGCAGUCUUGGCAGGGCAAGGUUCCUCAGAUUGAGGUGGAGACACACAAAGUAGCUGCCCCUGAUGUUGUAGUACCCACUCUUGACACAGUGCGUCAUGAGGCACUCCUGUACACCUGGCUUGCUGAGCACAAACCAUUAGUUUUGUGUGGUCCACCUGGCUCUGGUAAAACAAUGACCUUGUUUAGUGCCCUGCGUGCACUCCCUGACAUGGAGGUGGUUGGGUUGAACUUCUCUAGUGCCACAACUCCUGAACUUCUGCUCAAGACAUUUGACCACUAUUGUGAGUACCGGCGAACACCAAAUGGUGUGGUACUAGCACCAGUGCAACUUGGCAAGUGGCUUGUGCUUUUCUGUGAUGAGAUUAACCUCCCAGACAUGGACAAGUAUGGAACCCAGAGAGUGAUCUCCUUUAUCAGACAGAUGGUGGAGCAUGGUGGCUUCUACCGUACAUCAGAUCAGACUUGGGUGAAGCUUGAGAGGAUCCAGUUCGUAGGAGCUUGUAACCCACCCACAGACCCUGGCCGAAAGCCUCUCACUCACAGAUUCCUUCGUCAUGUACCAGUGGUUUACGUAGACUAUCCUGGCCCAGCUUCGCUUACUCAGAUUUAUGGAACAUUUAACCGUGCCAUGCUACGGCUCAUUCCCUCUUUACGAACCUAUGCUGAGCCGUUGACAGCAGCCAUGGUUGAAUUCUACACAAUGUCUCAGGAGCGCUUUACUCAGGACACUCAACCCCACUACAUCUAUUCACCUCGAGAAAUGACAAGAUGGGUGAGAGGAAUUUUUGAAGCUCUAAGACCCCUUGAAACCCUGUCUGUGGAGGGAUUGAUUCGUAUCUGGGCCCAUGAAGCUCUGCGUUUAUUCCAGGAUAGGCUGGUAGAAGAGGAAGAACGUCGAUGGACAGAUGAGAACAUAGACACAGUGGCACUAAAACAUUUUCCCAAUGUGGACAAAGAAAAGGCCCUAAAUAGACCCAUCCUGUAUAGUAACUGGUUAUCUAAGGAUUACGUUCCUGUAGAUCAAGAAGAACUGAGAGACUAUGUGAAGGCCCGAUUAAAGGUGUUUUACGAGGAAGAGUUGGAUGUGCCUCUUGUGCUUUUCAACGAGGUGUUAGAUCAUGUUCUGAGGAUUGACCGUAUCUUCCGUCAGCCACAAGGUCACUUGUUGCUCAUUGGUGUGAGCGGUGCCGGAAAAACAACUUUGUCUCGCUUUGUUGCCUGGAUGAAUGGUUUGAGUGUUUACCAAAUUAAGGUACAUCGAAAAUACACAGGGGAAGACUUUGAUGAAGAUUUGCGGACAGUGCUUAGGCGCUCAGGUUGCAAGAAUGAAAAGAUUGCUUUCAUCAUGGAUGAGUCAAAUGUACUUGAUUCUGGGUUCUUGGAACGGAUGAACACCCUUUUGGCUAAUGGGGAGGUGCCUGGACUUUUUGAAGGAGAUGAGUAUUCCACAUUAAUGACACAAUGUAAGGAGGGUGCACAGAAAGAGGGUCUCAUGCUGGAUUCCCAUGAAGAGCUGUACAAGUGGUUCACCAGCCAAGUUAUCCGCAAUCUGCAUGUUGUCUUCACCAUGAAUCCCUCCUCAGAGGGUCUAAAGGACCGAGCUGCCACAUCUCCAGCUCUCUUCAACAGGUGUGUACUCAACUGGUUUGGUGACUGGUCUACAGAAGCAUUAUUCCAGGUGGGCAAAGAAUUUACAAGCAAAAUGGACCUGGAGAAGCCUAACUAUGUGGUACCAGACUAUAUGCCAACCGUGUAUGAUAAACUACCACAGACUCCAACUCAUCGGGAGGCCAUCAUUAACGGCUGUGUGUUUGUGCAUCAGACUUUGCAUCAGGCUAACAACCGGCUAGCCAAGCGUGGUGGUCGCACUAUGGCAAUUACACCACGACAUUAUCUGGAUUUUAUUAACCAUUAUGCCAACCUCUUCAAUGAGAAGAGAAGUGAGCUUGAAGAGCAGCAGAUGCAUCUAAAUGUUGGUCUUCGCAAAAUAAAGGAGACAGUUGACCAGGUGGAGGAGCUGCGUCGUGAUCUGCGAAUCAAAAGCCAGGAACUGGAGGUUAAAAAUGCGGCUGCUAAUGACAAACUGAAGAAAAUGGUUAAGGAUCAACAAGAAGCAGAAAAGAAGAAGGUAAUGAGCCAAGAAAUCCAAGAAGCUGUUUACAGACAGCAAGAAGUAAUCAAGGACAAACAGAUGCGAGUAAAAGAAGAUCUGGAUAAGGUGGAACCAGCUGUGAUUGAAGCACAGAAUGCUGUUAAGUCCAUUAAGAAGCAGCACCUUGUUGAGGUACGUUCAAUGGCGAACCCGCCGGCUGCAGUGAAGCUGGCCCUGGAAUCCAUCUGCUUGCUUCUGGGAGAAAGCACCACUGACUGGAAGCAGAUUCGUUCUAUCAUAAUGAGGGAGAACUUCAUUCCAACAAUUGUUAACUUUUCUGCUGAUGAGAUCAGUGACUCAAUCCGUGAGAAGAUGAAGAAAAACUAUAUGUCAAAUCCAAGUUACAACUACGAGCUUGUGAACAGGGCUUCUUUGGCCUGUGGGCCAAUGGUCAAAUGGGCCAUUGCUCAGCUGAACUACGCUGACAUGCUGAAGCGAGUCGAACCUUUGCGAAAUGAACUUCAGAAACUAGAGGAUGACGCAAAGGACAAUAAGUCUAAGGCUGAGGAAGUAGAGCAGAUGAUUCAUGAUCUGGAGUCCAGCAUUGCUCGAUACAAAGAAGAGUAUGCCGUUCUAAUAUCAGAGGCUCAGGCUAUCAAGGCAGACCUGGCAGCUGUCGAGGCAAAGGUAAACCGCAGCACUGCCCUUUUGAAGAGCUUGUCAGCUGAACGUGAGCGCUGGGAAAAGACAAGUGAAACAUUCAAGAACCAGAUGUCAACAAUCGCUGGAGACUGCCUUCUGUCUGCCGCAUUCAUUGCUUAUGCGGGCUACUUUGACCAGCAAAUGCGGCAGAACCUCUUUACAACAUGGUCUCAUCACUUGCAACAGGCAAACAUUCAGUUCCGUACUGAUAUUGCCCGAACCGAGUACCUGUCCAAUGCUGAUGAGAGGCUGCGCUGGCAGGCCAGCUCCCUCCCUGCAGAUGACCUCUGCACAGAAAAUGCCAUUAUGCUGAAGAGAUUCAAUAGGUAUCCUCUCAUCAUUGAUCCAUCUGGACAAGCCACUGAGUUUAUCAUGAAUGAAUACAAAGAUCGUAAAAUCACGAGGACCAGCUUUUUGGAUGAUGCCUUCCGAAAGAAUCUGGAGAGUGCAUUGCGUUUCGGUAACCCACUUCUGGUUCAGGAUGUGGAGAGCUACGAUCCCAUUCUUAAUCCAGUACUUAACAGGGAAGUGAGAAGAACAGGGGGCAGAGUUCUUAUUACUCUCGGCGACCAGGACAUUGACUUGUCUCCGUCAUUUGUCAUCUUCCUUUCCACCAGAGACCCAACAGUGGAGUUUCCUCCUGAUCUGUGCUCACGUGUUACAUUUGUGAACUUCACCGUGACUCGCAGCAGCUUACAGAGUCAAUGUCUCAAUGAGGUGCUGAAGGCUGAGAGGCCAGAUGUAGAUGAGAAGCGCUCUGACCUCCUUAAACUUCAAGGUGAAUUUCAACUGCGUUUACGACAGCUAGAGAAGUCUCUGCUUCAAGCUUUGAAUGAGGUGAAGGGCCGCAUCUUGGAUGAUGACACAAUCAUCACAACACUGGAAAAUCUAAAGAAGGAGGCAGCAGAAGUGACCCGAAAAGUGGAGGAGACUGACAUUGUCAUGCAGGAGGUGGAAACCGUGUCCCAGCAGUACCUUUCAUUGUCUACAGCUUGCAGUAGCAUUUACUUCACCAUGGAGACGCUUAACCAGAUGCACUUCCUCUACCAAUACUCGCUUCACUUUUUCUUGGACAUAUACCAUACUGUGCUUUAUGAAAAUACCAAUCUGAGGGGAAUUACAGACCACACCCAGCGCCUGUCUUUUAUAACCAAAGAUCUUUUCCAGGUUGCUUUUAACAGAGUAGCGAGAGGAAUGCUGCAUCAAGACCACAUAACAUUUGCCAUGCUGCUAGGCAGAAUCUAUCUCAAAGGCAUCAACAGUGAGCCACCCUAUGAUACAGAGUUCCAGCAUUUCCUAAGAGGAAAUGAAGUUGUAUUGACUAGCUCCACAAAUGCUAAGGUUAAAGGACUCUCCUCUGAUCAAGUCGAAGCAAUGAUUCGCCUGAAUCGUCUACCUGCUUUCAAGGAUCUGGUUUCUAAAGUUCAGGCUGAUGAUCAAUUCUUUAUGUGGUUGGAGAGCAGUGCUCCUGAACAGACAGUGCCUUAUCUCUGGACUGAGGAGAAAGCUUUAACUCCCAUUGGCCAGGCAGUCCAUCAGCUUCUACUUAUACAGGCUUUCCGACCUGAUCGACUCUUAGCCAUGUCCCAUAUGUUUGUGUCUAAAGUCUUGGGAGAUUCGUUCCUGUCCAUCAUCGAACAGCCGCUGGACCUGGCAAGCAUCGUUGACAGUGAGGUGAAGCCUAGUACUCCAGUUCUGAUGUGCUCAGUUCCAGGUUAUGAUGCAAGUGGACUUGUGAGAGAUCUGGCAACUGAGCAGAAUAAACAGAUCACUUCAGUUUCCAUUGGUUCUGCCGAGGGAUUUAAUAAAGCAGACCGAGAUAUAAACACAGCAGUGAAGUCUGGCAGGUGGGUGAUGCUGGAAAAUGUCCAUCUAGCACCAGGCUGGUUAAUGCAGCUUGAAAAGAAGUUGCACUCCAUGCAGCCCCAUGCCAAUUUCCGCCUCUUCCUGACCAUGGAAAUCAAUCCCAAGGUCCCAGUGAACUUGUUGCGUGCUGGACGCAUCUUUGUAUUUGAACCCCCACCUGGAGUCAAGGCUAACAUGCUGAGGACUUUCAGUAGCAUCCCAGUUGCCCGAAUGUGCAAGUCUCCUAAUGAACGUGCCCGUCUCUACUUCUUGUUGGCCUGGUUCCAUGCCAUCAUCCAAGAGCGUCUGAGAUACGCCCCACUGGGAUGGUCCAAGAAGUAUGAAUUUGGGGAGUCUGACUUGCGGUCAGCCUGUGACACAGUCGACACCUGGCUUGACGACACUGCAAAGGGACGCCAGAACAUCUCUCCAGAUAAAAUUCCCUGGACAGCUUUGAAGACACUGAUGGCGCAGUCCAUCUACGGUGGACGUAUAGACAACGAGUUUGAUCAGCGCCUGCUCAACACCUUCCUGGAGCGCAUCUUCACCACUGGCAGCUUUGACAGUGAAUUCAAACUGGCCUACAAGGUGGAUGGGCACAAGGAUAUUCAAAUGCCAGAUGGCAUAAGGCGAGAAGAGUUUGUUCACUGGGUAGAGAUGCUUCCUGACACACAGACUCCAUCUUGGCUUGGUCUGCCACCCAACGCCGAAAAAGUUCUGCUGACCACUCAGGGCAUUGACAUGAUCAGCAAAAUGCUGAAAAUGCAGAUGCUUGAGGAUGAGGAUGAUCUAGCUUACGAGACAGAAAAGAAGCAGAGGACCAAUUCAACCUCAGAUGGCCAGCCAGCCUGGAUGAGGACACUUCAUACCACCGCCUGCAACUGGCUGCAGCUUAUUCCUCAGUCCCUGAACCACCUGAAGCGCACAGUGGAGAACAUUAAAGAUCCCCUCUUCAGAUUCUUUGAAAGGGAGGUGAAGAUGGGGGCACGAAUGCUUCAGGAUGUCAGACAGGACCUCUCUGAUGUGGUGCAGGUCUGUGAGGGAAAGAAGAAACAGACCAACUACCUGCGCACGCUCAUCAAUGAGCUGGUGAAAGGUAUUCUUCCUCAUAGCUGGUCUCGCUACACAGUUCCAGCUUCAAUUACUGUCAUUCAGUGGGUUGCUGACUUCAGUGAGCGCAUCAAGCAGCUACAGCAAAUCUCCCAAGCAGCAGCCACUGGAGGUGCUAAGGAGCUCAAGAAUAUUCAUGUCUGCCUUGGAGGCCUCUUUGUCCCUGAGGCAUACAUCACUGCUACCAGGCAGUACGUGGCACAAGCAAAUAGCUGGUCUUUGGAGGAGCUGUGCCUUGAAGUGAACAUCACAACUACACAAAAUGCUGUGCUGGACGCCUGCAGCUUUGGAAUCAAAGGUCUUAAACUCCAGGGAGCUACGUGUAGUAACAACAAGCUCUCCCUUUCAAAUACCAUUUCAACGGAGCUGCCCCUCACACAGCUACGCUGGAUUAAGCAGAGCACCUCCGAGAAAAAGGUGAUGGUCACUCUGCCAGUGUAUUUGAACUUCACCCGCACGGACCUCAUCUUCACCGUUGACUUUGAUAUUGCAACAAAGGAAGACCCCCACAGCUUCUACGAGCGUGGAGUAGCUGUUUUGUGCACUGAGUAGUAAAGUAGCUCUUCAGUUUCGGUUGCUUGCUUACUUACUAAUCCUUGUUAGAUGUUUGUCUGUUGAAAAUUCCACUGGAAAGCUUGAGGAAGUUGAAGGGCUAAAGUAAGUGAAAAGGUUGGCUUGAGGAUGUGAGUGAUGAUGGAAGAGGAGAAGAAGAACAUGGACCAGUUAUGGUGGGAGGAUACGAGUUAGCACUAAUAAAGUCAGGUUUCUAUUA
Molecule: messenger RNA, 14259 nt
Organism: Erpetoichthys calabaricus (reedfish)
Lineage: Eukaryota; Metazoa; Chordata; Cladistia; Polypteriformes; Polypteridae
Gene: dync1h1
Product: dynein, cytoplasmic 1, heavy chain 1
Exons: 78
Coding region: 99-14039 (4646 amino acids)
Biological process (GO): microtubule-based movement
Cellular component (GO): dynein complex
Molecular function (GO): minus-end-directed microtubule motor activity; ATP hydrolysis activity; ATP binding
Source: RefSeq, a predicted model, not a curated record